Durusdinium trenchii is the source of this 3921-nucleotide messenger RNA. Lineage: Eukaryota; Dinophyceae; Suessiales; Symbiodiniaceae. The record is from the annotation of a GenBank genome assembly.
AUGCUUGCCAGUGCCAGGGCAGUGCAAGGAGGAACGGCAGAGACGAUAGAGAUGAAGAGUGUGGUCUUCAAGGCACCAGCAAAGAUUUCUGAUGCAAAACUUCAGGUGAACCUACGUGAUGCUGGAGCUGUUGUCCUUUGUGGGAGCCAUGACGUUGUUGAAGCAGCGUCUGUGGUAAACAGCCGUGAGUUGCCGAAGGCACCUUUUGACUUGCCCAGCAAAGAAGACCUGAGCUUUGCCAAAGUGAACUUGGAAGACUUCUACCGUUCCUUGGAAUCACAAGGUGUUCGGAUGGGCCCACGCUUUCGUGUACUCCAGGAUGCUCGUCGCAAUGACAAAAUUGCGGUGGCCGAGCUGGCCUUGCCUGCAGAUGUCGAGGCGUGGGAGCACGCGCUGCAAUUUCCGCACUGGAGCUUGCUUGACGGGGCGUUCCAAUUGCUUGGUGCGCUUGGUCAAGAUCGCGCUGGGAUGUGCGUGCCAUUCAGCUUGGAAAGCUGUUGUCUUUCAAAGGUGCCCAUUGAAGGCAAAGCGCCCAGAUUGAGGGCAUGGGUUCGAUUGACUGAUGUCCAGAAGGGAUUGAUGAAAGGCGAUGCGAUUCUGGUUACAAGCACGGGCAAGGUUGUGGCCUCUUGCCGCGGUUUGGCAGCCAGAAGUCUGAGUGUGCACAGACAACCUCAGGAUUUGUACCAACUCGGUUGGCAGCGACUGAGCUAUGGCGCGAAGAGCUUCAUCAUUUCGCGCGGAGAGAUUGGAGAGGACGUUGUCAAAAUGACCAAUCACGAUGGAUGCCAUGUCUUGGCACUUCCCUGUUGGAAGGCAAAGGCAGAAGAAGAGGAGAUAGAGGACUUGACGCUUCGAGCUAUCGAGAUGCUGCGUGUCUUGCAGCAAGCGGCAGCAAACAAGGAAACUUGGUUUGUUGUGGUUGCUGGCAACGGUGCCUUCGCAGAGGCUUGCUUCAGUGCAGUGUCCAGCAUGCUUCGCAGCGCCUUGUGCGAGCAGCCAUUGGAUGUGCAGGUGGUCCAUGUCAAUGCCACUACAUGGGAAUCGGUGAGGUCCAUCCUGGCAGAGACCAAACUGCCACUGAUCUCUGAAGAUCCUAUUUGUCGUGUAGUGGAUGGUGUCCUGGAAGCACCGCGGCUGCAGAAGUGGGUUCCAGAUGGCUCUGUCGCAAGAGAUGCUAUUCGCAAGGGAGGCCGAUAUGUAGUCACUGGCGGCAGCGGCGCUCUUGGUGAAAGCUGUGUGCACUGGCUUUUGGGUCGAGGAGCCGGACAUGUGACAAUCUUGUCCCGAAGCGAGCCUAAAUUUUCUGAUGAACGUGUGAGAUGGCUCAAAUGUGAUGUGUCCAAAGCCGCUGAUUUGAAAGCCACAGCUGCAAAAUGCAAAGACUCCCAAGAUGUCAACGGCAUCGUUCACGCUGCUGGGGUGUUGGCUGAUAAGAUGUUGGCUGAGCAGACACAGCAGAACAUCCGCAUGGCUUUUGGCCCCAAGGUGUUGGCUGCCUUGCUGUUGCCCAAGUUGCUGGAACCAACAGACUUUGUCGUACCUUAUUCGGCAGCAAACGCAGCGAUUGAUGGCUAUAGCGCGUUUGCGGUGCGUUCUCAAGGUACCAGGAUGCUCAGCAUUCAAUGGGGCCCUUGGAAGGAAGCUGGCAUGGCAGCGAACGAGAAGGCUUUGAGGCGCGCAAGUGAUUUCGGCUUUGGCGCGUGGAGCAACGACCAAGGCGUUGCGAUGAUGAGCUACCUCUUGACUGCAAAGGCUCAGGGGAGUGUCUGUUUGGCGUUGAAGCAUGAUUUGCAGUUCUGGCCCCAUGGCCAGAUGUUUGGCCCGAGCAGUUGGAAGGCAGCUCUUCCUCAGGAUUCCCUGGAGUCGCAGAUUCACCGUGUGAUAGCAGAUUUGCUGAAUGAUGAGGUGUCCUUAGAUGCAGAUUUGAAUGAGUCUGGCCUCGACUCCCUAGGCGCCGCAGAAAUGGCCAGGUCUUUGUCAGCCCAAUUUGGCAUGAAGCUCCCGGCCACUUUGCUGACAGAUGCUCCAACAGAGAAAGACCUGCAAGCGUACAUUCGCAAGGAGAUGGCCAGUCAGAGCAGACCUCAAGGCUCUCCUGCGGUCCAGCGCACAACUUUGGUGGUCGGUGCUGGUGUAGGUGGAGUGGCGUUUGCCCAGCAACUGGUGCGCGCAGGUGAGCGUGUCAUUGUGAUGGAAAGGUCUGCAGAAGCGGGAGGUUGUUGGUCUCUCGGAAAUACAUCAUCGCAGCUUCAGAUCGAUUCUCCCUCCUACAUGCUGGACUAUGAACAACCAUUUCCUUGGCAAACAACGUACCCCAGCAAACAGCAGGUCAUGGCGCAGGUUUCUUCAGUCGCUCAUGAGCUACCCGAUUUGCGACUGCGGCACACUGUCCAUUCGGUCGAGACCCUUGCAAGAGGUGAGUACUUGGUGAGAUACUCGGACGACUUGAACCAAAAUCGAGAACUCCGAGUGGAUGGGGUGGCGUGCUUUUUGGGAGGCUUGCACCGCCCCAAUGAUCUCCGAUUUCCAGGCAAAGACGUGUUGAUCGUUGGGCAUGGAGCUUUUGCGGUGGAGAACCUUCGAACAGCCCUUCAGAACAAUGCCCGCUCCGUCAUCAUGGUGGCCAGGCGGCGCAAUGUGGUGUUCCCCACAGUGGUGAAUUGGCUCAUCAACUCCGUUGACAAGACUCUUUCAAUCCGGGCAAUCCGCCCGAUUCUGGCUCAGUUCUAUGCUGCAGUUGGCCUCACUUUGGAGGAUUUACCUGGGCUCGAUGGCGAUUCAAUUGAUUUCCGCAUCCCAGUUUCCUUUAUGCCAUGCAAUGAUGCCAAGGCAAUGGGAGUCUUGAAGGUCAUUAUAGGUGACAUAUUCCUCAAAUGUCUUGGCUUCCAUCGCGAUGACUUGGUGCGACAAAUCUUCGGACGAGACCUCGAACGCAAUGCUAGCUUCUGGAUCAAUGGCGACCCGAACUUGGUCGCCAACGAUCAAUUUCAGGUGCCAGAGAGAGUGAACAGCCUCCUGUGUCCAAGCUAUCCUUUCUAUGUCCAAGCUUUCGCCAAAGCCUUCUUGUACUACCGAAACAAUCCAGAGGUCUUCGAGAAGACCAAGUUUGCUCCUGGAGUCGAUGUGACCAUCAUGUGGGAGCACUUUGGGCCGACCAAAGAGAAAGUCGCGCAAGUCACGGCACACCAGCUACCCUUCCACUUCUUUGUGGCCCAGCGAGCUCCGCUUCUCUCGGUUGCUGACUUCGAUGAGCUCUUGCGCCCAGCGAGUGCCAUGGUGGCCCGACUUUGGCCUACAAGCCUCCAGAACCUCUGGGGCGCUUUGACCGUGCCACGCCGGCUGAGAGUCUUGUUCUUCCAUGGGCAAAAGACCGAUGCGGCCAUUGCCUAUGAACUGUUGAAACGCCAAGGCUGGCUGACGCAGACGAUGGAUUUUGUGAUUUUCGAUGGCCCGCACAGCGUGCUGGCUGACACAGACGAUGAACAGCUUCAGCGCGUUGGCCUUACUCAACUGGUUGAGGAGAUGAAGUAUGUGCCUGGUGGAGAAUACAAGGAAUGGUGUGCCAACUUUGAUAUCUUCUUCGAUAUCCACAUGAAAAAUGAGCAGCGAGACCUUUCCAGCGAGGAGGAAGACUUGGAGCUGAAACGUUAUGAAGAGGCAUUCGUCUACCUCAAGCAACAUGCCAAAAGUCAUGGUCCAUUUGACGCAGUGGCUGGGUUUUGUCAAGGCGCCGCAUUUGCACAAGCUGCGCUGUGGAAGCAGCAGCAGAGUGACAUUGGCCUUGGAGAAGUGCGAAUGAUGAUAGCUAUGGCUCCAUGGCAAUGCCCCUACCACGAAAAGAAGGGCUGCUUUCAACAGCCGCUGGACAUGCCGCUGCUGUUACUCCAUGGGCGCAAGGACUGCGCCAAUGGGGUCUAG